This is a messenger RNA of Penicillium diatomitis, 696 nucleotides long. RefSeq lists its product as uncharacterized. The record is from RefSeq and is a predicted model, not a curated record. The transcript has 4 exons. The coding region runs from base 1 to 696 and encodes 231 amino acids. NCBI's taxonomy places the organism in Eukaryota, Fungi, Ascomycota, Eurotiomycetes, Eurotiales, Aspergillaceae.
AUGGCUCCCUUUCGCAAUUUCCUCGGGCGGAAGAACCAGCCUCUGACACCUACCUUGGAGGUCACGGACGACACUCACCUGACCCGGAAUGCCCAUCCCUCGCUGGUUCCCAUCGCAUCGCGGAAGAGUACGGACAGUCAACACCCACCCGAGUAUAAAUUGAGUGUCGUCAACGACAGCGGAGUCUACUUGCCGCCAUCCCCACCAGAGAAGUCAAGUUUCUGGGGACGCGUUCCCGGGUCGUCGCGUACUGAAAACCACCGGGACCUGGUGAAUGAGAACGAACCAUUCUCCAUUUCUCGCGAAUCUUUCGAUUCGUAUCGCCGCUCAUUUGACAUUUCUGCGCGGUCUCCAGUAUACUAUGCAGACGCCGCUCCCUCGCGGUCCUCCCUCGAUUCCCGCUUUUCCCGCCCUUCCUUGCAAUCGGGCAGUUUUGAGCGGCCGGAGCGCAUGGAGGAGGAGUCAGGCUUCGAAGAAGUAGGUCUUCAUGAUGAGCCGAAGCCGAAGAAACGGAGCCUGUUCUCCCGCUUCAAUGACUCUUCCAACGACUCGCAACCUCCAACGCCCAAGUCGUCAACCUCGUUCGGCUUCCAUAUGCCCGGUCGCAAGCGUGGGCAAAGUGGAACCGCCGCGGAGUUGGGUUCGGUGAAGACACCCACGUCGACCGUCACGCCUGCUCUGCAAAAUGCCGAGUGA